Molecule: messenger RNA, 3690 nt
Organism: Sphaeramia orbicularis (orbiculate cardinalfish)
Lineage: Eukaryota; Metazoa; Chordata; Actinopteri; Kurtiformes; Apogonidae
Product: fidgetin
Exons: 3
Coding region: 320-1507 (395 amino acids)
Source: RefSeq, a predicted model, not a curated record
CACACACUCACGAAGACACACAUACACUCACCUACACACACUCUGCUCCCGGGUUGUACUUUGUGGAAUUGUGGAUUACUUUCAAAAUUAAGAAAAUACAGGCAUGAUCAGUUGGCAGUGUGUCGGAGCUGUGUUGAAGUGUGAGAUGAACCAUGGAGGUGUGCAGGAGGCCAGUCACUAACCGAACCAACAAGCACACACCCAGCAGCAGCAGCAGCAGCAGCAGUAGCCCAGGGAUGCCCUGCAGCAUGCAGCUGGGCCCUCACUAGCACCAAGUGGACCCAGUCCUCCCCUCUUCACCUGGGGCCAGGAAUGCAGAAUGCUCAGUCCUCUCACCCCAUACAGUCUGUUGAAGAUGCACUGGUCUCCGGAGCACGCCGCCCCCUUAUCUCAGUGGCCUGAGCAGCACCUGGAUGUUAGCUCUACCACCUCACCCCCAUCUGCCCACAAACAUGAGUCCUAUGCUGCAGCUGCACGACGCCCCUAUGCCCCUGCAGGUUACCCAUGGGCCAGUGAUGACAUAUCGGCCCUCACCGCCUCCUCUCUUCUCAAACGCUACGCUGAGAAGUACUCUGGCCUGGAGCUGUCCUAUGAGCGCCCCGCCACUGGAGCGUACUCUGAGCCUGGAACUUUCAUAAAAACUGAAUCUGAGCCCUGGACUCUGGGUCAGGGGAUGGAGUGCUACCCUGGACUAGAGGCAUUAACUGGCACCAAAGUGGGCUCUGCAGCUGUGGGGAUUCCAGCCACAGGUAGUGUGACCGUCGUGAGCAGCAACCUGAGCUCUGAUCCGGGCUACAGUGGUGCUGGAUCUUGCACUGCCCCGUCAUCUCAGGAAUACCCUCCUGCCUACAACACCACAUACCUGUCCCCAGGUUAUUGCCCUCAGCCCAGCGCACUUCCCCCUGCCCCCCUCCACUCCCUGCAGGCACCACCCACUCUAGUGCCCAGCUACAGUGCCAGUACUCCUGUCUACAACUACCCUCCAGGGUGUUAUCCUCAAACCAGCCUGUCCUCUGGAUACAGCCACCCCAGUGCCUCCUACCUGCCCUCUGGGAUCAGUGCCCCCACUCCCCUGACCCCUAGACCCACUAUGGUGGGGGGCACCUACAAUUACCCAUCUCAUAGCCUAGGAGGGAGCUCUGAGGCAGGGGCACCGGUGAAACGAAAGGCCUUUGAGAUGGCAGAUGAAGGACAGGAAGGCACAGAUGUGGAAAACUCACGCUAUAGAAAGUAUGGCAACGGCCAUGGAAACAGUCAUAGCAAAGGUCACGGCAACGGGCAUGGCAACGGCUAUGAUAUGAGCGGCUCGGCCUCAGACCCACAGGCCUACAAAGUGGGAAAGCCCCUGAUGUCACCUCCGUACGGCAGGGCAGGGGACUAUAGCCCACCUUCAGGUCUUGCAGGAGAGAAUGUAUCAGGGGAGCACAGCUUUUCUCAGCAGCAGAGAAUGUCUAUGAAGAUACCUGCAUCGCACACACGGUCGGAAGACCCCAGCGGGGGGCGCUGACAGCCCCAUGUGAGAGGUUACCGCAGUCUUUGAAACCUGGUGGAGCUCCUAAUCUAAGCAGACUUGGGGGUUUAUCAAUUAAAGAUUGAAAUUCUUAGUGAACAAGAGAGGGAAGGCUGGUAUUUCUUGUGCAUCUUUUUUUCAUUUUCAUUGUUCCUGUUUUUCCCAAAGAUUUGCAGAGGUAUUUUGCCCUGUACGGUUAAGAUAAGUCUUAGGGGUGAAGUCAGGGCAUACUCUACACAGAUAGCGUUAAGACAGUCGAAGUGUAUGAGUGUCUGUUUCUCUCAGGAUCUUAUUUAUUUCCUGUCUGCUACUGUGGUGGCAGCACUGCAAUGUUGCUGUUUUAGACGUUGGUGUAAUUAUUUGUGGCCAUUAUAUAUAUAUACAUAUAUAUAUAUAUAUACACAUAUCUUUAUAUAUAUGACAGGCCUGUGACUGCAAUAUGCUUUACAACACCACAAAAAUACGUUCUGACCAAAAAGUAAGGAGAGCAAUAACUAAAAUAGUGACAUUGCCAUACUAUUUCAGCACAAUCACUGCUACUUUACACAGUUGAUUUCAAGGUUUGAGGCACCUCUUGGCUUUGAGAAUUGAAUGUUUGCCUGCUUGCUGUUUUUCCACAUCUUUAUUCUUGGCAGUUUUUCAGUUUUUUUAAUCAUAUUUUCUCUUCUUUGUUAUUUUUUCUCUAAUCUGUACUCUGCCCCUUACUCUCAGUCUAUUAUCUCAUUGUUGAAUUCUAUUGGUUUUGUCCAGUUUAUGCAAACCAAGCUGCUUAUCAAAUUACAUAAUAGCAUAGAUGAAGAGGAUAUUUAACUCCUGUUCCUAAAAGCAAGUCUGCAAACAAUGCAUUACCUGCUGCAGCUUAUGGCUCAUCUUUAACAAAAAACAUAUUUCAAGAAUAAAUUUACUCCAGUCAAAACAUCCAACUGCACAAAUUAGCAAACAGUGUAAAGGAAAUAAGUCUGUUUUUUCUUCGUAUCUCUGUUUGGAUGUAGACACAUGUAAGGAUGUGUCAGCAGAUGAUGCUCCUGCUCCAUUUUUCUCAAUGUUACAAUCUUAAAAAAUUUCUGCUCGCCAAGUUCUUACUUUUUGAUAUGCAUUUUCUUUAUUUUUGCCUCUCAAAAGAAUUAUCUGUAGUUGUGUUAUUGAAUACUCAGGAAGAUUAUUGUUACCUCAGAAUGAUAAAAUAAGAAUGUAUGUUAUUACGUUAGGGUGUUUAUAGGGAGCUUUAUGAGCAAGAUGAAGAGGAAAUCAUACUCUGAAGUCUUCAGGGAAACUUACAAGGCCUUUGAUACAGACAGUAGAAAACAUAUACACACACACACACACACCUAGACAUACACAUACGCGCACGCACCUACACACACACACACACACACACAAAUACAACCCAUGCUGCUUCUUAGCUUUGGGAAAUAAAUUAGAGGUUUUUGUACCAUGGCCUGAAAUGUUGAAUGUAAUUCAGAUUUUUUUUUUUUUUAAAGGACAAUACAUGCCAUAAUGUACAUCAAUGAUGUUUUUAGAUAUAUUAAACAUAUUUUUUUCAUGUAUAGAUGUAAUUCUCUUAUAGAUUUUGGUGGAGAAAUGAAUGACAUAUUAAGUGUUAGUGUAGUUAGCAGUGGGGAAAUGGUUUUGUGGACAAAAUGUCAAAACAAAGCACUCCUGAUGGACAACAUUAGACAUCAUAAGAUGUACACAUAGUGCAGCACAUGCUCUACAUUAGGUAUGUUUAUUAAAUGUCUUAACGUGUCCAAUUUCCAUUUCCAAUAUCAGUAUUUUAAAACUGCCUGACACAGUCUCACCAGUAAAUCAGCUUUAAAUUGACAUGAAUUGACACCAUGAAGAAGGGAGAUGUAUAAGCAUGGGUUUUUGUUUGGUUUUCUUUUCUUUUUUAACAGACUAGCUUUGUUGCUCCACUUAUGCUAUCCCUUCAUAAAUUGUGCCAUACUAUUAUUUUUUUGCUCUAGGGCUGUAACAAACCUGAACAGAGUGGAUCCUCUUUAGUUGUAAGAUUUAGUUGGAAGUUCAGUGUGAUGAAAAGGUAUUUUAAUGCCAUCUUUGGAAAUUCAAGCACAUAAAAUCAAACUUAGUAAAAAUGGGGUUGAUUGGGAAGGAAUAUUCUCAUCACACCAAAAUAUAUCUUCGAAUAAUGCUGAAGAAAAAAGACAAAAAAUGGUGUUAAG